Molecule: messenger RNA, 1554 nt
Organism: Hypoxylon fragiforme
Lineage: Eukaryota; Fungi; Ascomycota; Sordariomycetes; Xylariales; Hypoxylaceae
Product: NAD(P)-binding protein
Exons: 1
Coding region: 427-1488 (353 amino acids)
Source: RefSeq, a predicted model, not a curated record
ACUUCACAUCUACACAUAUAUAUUGACAGACCUAUAUUUGCUUUUUCAACCGAUAGCAUCCAAAACAUCCAGCAAAUCCAACCUGUACAACACAACAAACAAGCUAUGUUUGCACCAUACAAUAACCAUACUAUACAUGCAGCAAAGAGGCGACUAUCCUUUUGUCACAUUGCCCUCAUUCGUCCAUCCCUAGUCCCUAACGCAGUAUCAUCGUCGCAAUCCAUUAUCGUGCCAUAGAAAAUCGAUUCUAUAGAGGGGCGGAUGGCCCGAGUCCGGCGUAGGGAUAGUAGAGAUGGUGGCUUGAUUAACGUGGACAUACAUAAUCAGGUGCCAUAUCCUGCUGACAAUGAAUGAGAUGUAGUAUUAUACACCAUUACCGCCUCAUGUAAUGUUCAUAUAAUAUUCAUAUAAUAUUCAACCUCAAAAAUGCCGUCUAGGAAAGGUAAAAAGGUUUUCAUUAUUGGGCCCGGCUUCAUUGGCUGGAACGUCCUCGAUGUCCUGGUUAAGGAAAAUUAUGCUGUGACGGGAUAUGCCAGGAGACAGGAACAUGCCGACCAGUUAAAGGCCUCGGGGGCUGUUGACGUCGUGCUCGGCGGUCUACAGAAUGCGGCUCUGAUUACGAAGCAUGCUCUAGAUUCUGAUAUCAUCAUCCAGACAGCCACUUCAGACCACCUCCCAAGCGUGAAGGCCAUACUGGAUGGUGUUCAGCAACGAGCAGAUAAGGGUCAACACACCAUUUACAUACACACAUCCGGUGCGUCUUUGUUUGACGACGGUGCUGCGGGCAACUGGAAAUCUGAAAAAAUAUACCAUGACAAUAUUCUAUCUGAAAUGGAUUCCAUCUCUGAUGAUGCGCCACAUCGGCAUAUCGAUCUUGCCAUCGUCCGAGCCAAGAAGCAACUAGGCGAUAGAGCCAAGAUCGCUAUCAUAAUCGCACCCAUCAUCUAUGGCUUUAACCCGAACCAUCGGCGGCUGUCCAUCCAGAUCCCCAUACUGACCCGGUAUGCCCUCAAGCAUAAAUAUGCUGGGCACAUAGGUGCUGGUCUUUCUGUCAAAAGUGCUGUCCAUGUUCGCGACUUGGGCAGAGCUUUUGCCAUACUGCUACACUAUCUAGAGUCAACACCCGCCAAUAGUCCUGAUAUUCUCAAGAACCCAUACUACUUGUGCGAGGCAACGGGGGAUAACGAGCCUAGCUGGAAGGACAUAGCCACCCUCAUCGGGGUAGAACUGUACAAGGCUGGGCAAAUCCCGGACCCGAAGCCACGCACUAUCCCGCCUGAAAACUACGAAGACCUGUUUGGAGAACUUUCUAACCCGGCGGUUGGCCUGAACAGCCGCUGUCGCGCUGUGCGGCUACGUGAAUUGGGCUGGAAGCCGGUGGAUAAGAGUUGGAGAGAGAGCUUCGUGCAAGAUGAGUUACCAUUCAUGUUGAAGGAACAUGUGGAUCACAAAGCGUUCGGCGGUUACAGGUGGACAGUUAUGAGUUAAUGCUUGAACGACAGUGCAUGGUAGAUUCCUUAGGUACGCGAGAAUAGACCUCUACAUCGAACUCAA